Capsicum annuum is the source of this 774-nucleotide messenger RNA. Its product is annotated as ATP-dependent DNA helicase PIF1-like. The coding region runs from base 1 to 774 and encodes 257 amino acids. Gene Ontology annotation, molecular function: DNA helicase activity. Lineage: Eukaryota; Viridiplantae; Streptophyta; Magnoliopsida; Solanales; Solanaceae. The transcript is spliced from 2 exons. The record is from RefSeq and is a predicted model, not a curated record. Gene Ontology annotation, biological process: telomere maintenance; DNA repair.
AUGUCAAAGCAGAGAGGUGGAGCUAAAUUAAUAAAAAAGGCCAAGCUGAUUAUCUGGAAAGAAGCGCCUAUGGCUAGCCGUUGGAAAAUUGAAAUAGUUGAUAGAAGCUUCAGAGAUAUACUGGACAUUGACUCACCCUUUGGUGGAAAAGUAAUAGUUUUUGGAGGUGAUUUUCGUCAGGUACUACCAAUAUUUCCAAAAUCUACAAGAGCUGAAAUGGUAAAUGCAAGUUUGGUAAAGCCGUACUUAUGGCAUCAAAUGAAAAAGAUUAAGUUAACAAGAAAUAUAAGGGCGAGAACAGAUUCAUCAUUCAGUAAACUCUUACUACGCAUAGGUAAUGGGGAGGAGCCUAUAAUAAGAGAUGAUUUGGUUUUACUUCCAAAACAACUGGUUAUUGAAAUUAAGAGUGAUGGUACUGGAACAGAUGCUUUAUUAGAGAAAAUAUUUCCAGAGCUAGAUAAAAAUAUUGAUUCUGCAAAAUUCAUGACUGAACGUGCUAUCCUAGCUAAUAGAAAUGAAUUUGUUGAUCAGCUAAAUGAAAUGUUAAUUUCUAGAUUUCCUGGUGAAAGAAGAACAUUGGUGUUGAAAAAAAAUGUUCCCAUCAUGUUACUGAGAAAUUUAGAUGCUUUCAACGGCUUGUGCAAUGGAACGAGAAUGAUAUGCAGAGGUUUUGACAAUAAUGUCAUAUAUCCAGAAAUAAUGAUGGCCCAAAAUGCUUUCAAGCAUGUCUUUAUUCCACGAAUUCAGCUAUCACCUCCCAAAAAUGAAGGUUAA